GGUGUUAAUGUUAACUGCAGUAACUAUGAAUGUUUAUGGUUUUUUUGAACGUGGGUAGUUAGUUUUACUAAUGAAUGUUUAUGGCAUUCAUCGAGACUUUCUUCUUAAGCGACAACUACAAGUCAAGCAAACUUCCAAGCUUACAGUCCCCCUGUUCCUUCUUCUCUAAUCCAAUGGCGAAUCCAAAAUCCAAAUCCAAACCCGAAGCAAAAUUCCGACCCUUCAUCGAACAACUCGCCGACUUCAAUUUCACCGGCAACUCAUCUUCCCUCCCCCAUUUGCGAGCGCCCAUCGCCAUCAAAUCCCUCGCUGUCACAGCUCUCCCCUCCGAUCCUCGUCAAUGUUUGAUAUACGUAGGUACCUUCACCGGCGCCUUGUAUUUGCUGUCGGUAAACCCGGAUGCUACUCCCGAAAACCGCCUCUCCCUCCUCAAACAGACCGUGAUCGCAAAUGGGACGGCCUUAGUUUCCAUCCGAGUUGUUGGGACACUCGGUAAAGUCAUUGUGCUGGCCGGCGAUGGGUUUUUGUACUUGUUGGAGUCGUUCUUAGUCGAACCUGCGAAGAAGGUUAGUGCUGUUAAAGGGGGAGUUACUGUUUUUGCCCGUAGAUUUUUCAGUAAAAAUAAUGGUUACAAUAGGCAUGAGAGGUAUGAAGCUCAAUCCAAUGGCAGUAGCAGCAGUAGAAGUAGCUUCUUCGUGGCGGCUACAAGUAAGAAAUUGGUAUUUUUGGAGUUGAAUCCGAAUGGUGCGCUUGUUGUUGUGAAGGAAAUUGUGGGCGUUUUUGACGGGGCGAUAAUGGAUAUGGUAUGGGUUGAUGAUUCGGUGAUAUUCGGCAACAAGAGUGGUUAUUUUUUGUAUUCGUGUGUGAGUGGGCAAUGUGGAAUGAUCUUCUCUUUGCCAGAGUUGUCGAGGCCACAGUUGAAGUUGUUGGUUAAGGAAUGCCGAGUGUUGUUGGUGGUGGACAAUGUUGCUGUUACUGUAGAUACUGAUGGGCAGCCGGUGGGUGGUAGCUUUGUGUUUCAGGGUAUGCCUGAUUCUAUAGGGGAGAUUGGGUCACAUGUGGUAGUAGUGGUGAAGCGUGGGAAGGUAGAGGUGUAUCAUAAGCAAUCAGGAAACCGCGUGCAACUGGUAAUGCUUCCUGCCGAUGCAAGUGGUGAUUCAUGCCUUGUGACAGAUCAGGAGAAUGGAGGAGAGUAUGUGGUGAUAUCAACAAGUUCAAAGAUUAUUUGCUACCAGAAAGUGCCUUGGGAAGAACAAAUCAGAGACUUGUUACGCAAGAAGUGCUUCAAUGAAGCCAUUUCCUUGGCUGAAGAGCUCCAGGCUGAAGGUGAAAUCACCAAGGAAAUGUUAUCAAAUCUUCAUGCUCAAGUGGGACUCCUUUUGCUGUUUGACUUGCAAUUUGAAGAAGCAGUCGAUCAUUUCUUGCAUUCAGAAACCAUGCAACCUUCUGAACUUUUCCCUUUCAUUAUGGCGGACCCAAACCGCUGGUCGCUUCUGGUUCCAAGGAACCGCUAUUGGGGCUUGCAUCCUCCUCCUACUCUACUUGAAAAUGUCGUCGAUGAUGGAUUGAAAACUAUUCAAAGAGCUAUAUAUUUGAAAAAAGCAGGCGUUGAGACUAAUAUAGAUGAUGAGUUCCUUGUUAACCCACCGUCUAGAGCUCAAUUACUGGAGGCUGCAAUUAAAAACUUUAUUAGGUAUCUGGAAGUUUCUCGCAAUAAAGAGUUAUCCCCUUCAGUGAGAGAAGGAGUUGACACUCUUUUGAUGUACCUUUUUAGAGCACUCAAUAGUGUCGAUGAUAUGGAAAGACUAGCAUCUUCUGAGAACAGCUGUGUAGUGGAGGAACUGGAAAUGCUGUUGAAUGACUCUGGACAUCUAAGGACGCUUGCCUUUCUUUACGCUAGCAAGGGGAUGAGCUCUAAAGCUCUUGCUAUUUGGCGUAAGUUGGCUAGAGACUUUUCACCAAACUAUGGAGAUCAAGCUGCGAAAAUGAAGACUAUUACAUCUGGUCAGGAGACUGCUGUUGUUGAGGCUUCAAAUAUCUUGGAGAAGUCUUCCGACCAAGAUUUGGUAUUGCAGCACCUGGGAUGGAUUUCAGACAUCAGCCAGAUGCUUGCUGUUCAAGUUUUAAUCUCUGAUCAAAGAAGUGAUAUGCUUUCCCCAGAUGAGGUGAUUGCAGCUAUUGAUCCUAGAAAAGUGGAAAUUCUACAAAGAUAUCUUCAAUGGUUGAUUGAAGAUCAAGAUUCUGAUGAUACUCAAUUCCACACUAUGUAUGCACUUUUGCUUGCUAAGUCAUCACUGGAAACUUGGGAGAUUGAGCAUGAACUUAUGAGUUCUGGAGCUGUACUUUCAAGUGAAGGGCAGAUUGCCUAUUCUGGAAAGAACUCAAUUUUCGAGAGGCCGGUCAGAGAAAGAUUGCAGUCGUUUUUACAAUCUUCGGACUUGUAUGACCCUGAAGAGGUCCUUGACCUGAUUGAAGGAUCUGAACUGUGGCUUGAAAAGGCCAUUCUUUACCGGAAGCUUGGUCAAGAAACAUUAGCUCUACAAAUUUUAGCCCUAAAGCUUGAGGACUGUGAAGCUGCUGAACAAUACUGUGCAGAGAUUGGUAGACCGGAUGCCUAUAUGCAGUUGCUUGAAAUGUAUCUGGACCCAAAAGACGGGAAAGAGCCCAUGUUUAGUGCUGCUGUUCGCCUGCUGCACAAUCAUGGAGAAGCACUUGAUCCAUUGCAAGUCUUGGAGGUUCUUGAAUUUGUUUCCUUGAUUACUUAAAUGCUUGAUAUUUUCUGAACAGUUUUGUGAUUUUUGCUUAAAGUAUGUUGAUUUUAUUGACAAAGAGAACGUGGAGCUGCUAUCUAAUUUCACUUUUAUUUUACUAGGCAUACAAUGACUUUUGCCUAAGAACAAUUUAUCAUGCUUGUAUACUUAGUUUUCUCUUGAGUAGUUAUUCCUGAAUAGUAUGAUACCUUUGGUCGCAGAUAUUUGUGCAUAAGUCUUUGACUAAGUCUGCUGUCAUAAUCUUUUUUGGGUAUACCUUUGGCUCGGCAGCCCCUCUGUGGUUAUUAGAGAUCUAAAUAGAUCUUAAAACACUGAUGGUAUAAUUGCUUAUUUUACGUAGUCUGUUUCAAAUUUGAGUUCUCUCUUCAAUCAAUGUGAUAGUCUCGUCCUGUAUCGUAUUGAUGUGUCCAUCCAUUCUCUACAAAUGCUUUCAACGUAAAUUGCAAAAAUUAGAUUAUAGAUGUAAAUUCCAGCAUAUGUUCUGGUGCCACAUAUAGGAUGUACAGCUUGCAUUCAAUUUGAUUAUAGCCUUAUGCUAUUUCUUAUACUGAACUUAUGUUUUGUUUGCAGAGAUUGUCCCCUGACAUGCCCUUGCAGCUUGCCUCAGAGACUAUUUUGAGAAUGCUGAGGGCUCGGCAUCACCAUCAUCUGCAAGGACAAGUAAGUAGAGUCUGGCUGCCGAAGGGGAAAAGUAGCUUCUAUUAAUACUUUUUUUGUCUGCAUUUCCUGAAUAAUGAGAAAAUUUCGUUUGUUUCCUGUGUUUUGGAAUGCUAAAUGAGUCUUUGGAGAACAUUACAAUUGCUUUCGGGAAAUGUAAUACAGAUAGUUAACUUCAAAAAGGUGAAAUAUAAUUUGCUUCUCAGUUCACAAAGGCCAUUGUAGUGCUUGAUAGACAUCUCUGGUUAAUUUUGCAUGUGUUUCAGAGGGAAGUUACUUGACAUAAACUAUGAUGGUGAUUCACAAUCCACCAUCGAUCUUGUUUGUGAUGAGAAGUUCUUUUCAUUUUUAUCUUGGUAUCUGAUUUGUUUUUUAUUGGUUGUGGUCCAUUUUUAUACACGUUUUUUAUGCAAACGUUAAUGAUCUGCUUGUUUAUACUGACAAGUUGAUCAGAUGGCUUGCGGAUGUUUGCUUGUGUAGUGUAUUAGAGUAGUGCAGAAUUCUUUCUCUCUGUAUUGUGAAAUAGCUUUCUGCUAUCCACUCAAGGUAUAUUGCUCCUUUAUUCUUCCUAGAUCGUUCACAGUCUUUCCCGUGCUUUGGAUGUUGAUGCAAGCUUGGCAAGAAUGGAGGAAAGAUCACGGCAUGUGUUGAUCAAUGAUGAGAGUGUCUGUGAUUCUUGUCAUGCUCGGCUUGGAACUAAAUUAUUUGCAGUUUAUCCUGAUGAUACCAUUGUCUGUUAUAAGGUCUGAUACUUCCUCUCCCAUUAGCUUUUUAAGUUCUGGUUACUUCUAUACUGUAUUUGCAUUAGUUUUCUGACAGCAAAUUCGAAAUUAGUAGCUAUCUAGUUUCUGGUGUCUUGGUGAUGCUCAGUGUGGUUCGACUGAAGCACUCAUUGAAAUGAAUUUCUACUUCACAGAAAAGAAAUGAAAUUAGAAAAUAAUGCAGUUGAUAUUAUCGUUCAAGUUUGCCAUUAGCUAAUCACAUAACGGGCCUCAUGGCAAAUUUUCUGUAUUUGACAUAUUGACUAUAGUUCAAAUCAGUUGAAUGGAACAUCACUCAUCUGGUAUACUUCUUUGCAGUGUUUCCGUCGCCAAGGUGAGUCAACAUCUGUCACAGGACGUAAUUUCAAGCAGGAUAUAUCGCAUAAACCAGGCUGGUUGGUGACUAGAUGACCAUGUAAAGGUAGAUUCAUCAUUGGACCUUGACCUAGCAAUGUGGCAUUAUCAAGGCUCGAGGUGUUAAAUUGCAUGUUACCUGGCGAAUGAAGCUGGAAAUGGAUAGAUUUUUGGAUAUUGUGUAGCCAAGGAGCGUAACUGCCUAUUUCAAGCUGUUGAGGCUUAAAAAGCCAACAGAUGGGAGUCAUUUUUGCAGUAACCGGGAAUCCCGCCUUUUCUUUUAACAGCCUGAUAAGCUUAUCUCCCCAGGCAGAUUGCUUUACUUUCGGCAGCAAGUUGCUUUCUAUAAGAACCCUUGUGCUAUCACAGUUCGAAAGCAGUGGAAGCCAGACUUAGUUAGAUCCACUUACAGCCUGUAAAUGAAUAUGAUGGUCGUGAAUGAAGAUUGUUCAUAUGCUUUGUCCUGUUAAAUCUGAUGAGACAAGUGAAAGUGUUUCCGCUGCUGUUGCAUCAAAAUCUUGUAAAUUGGUUGACAUUGUAAAUGAUUAUUUGAUGAUUAUGAAUUAAUGAUCAUUGUUCGGUCUCAUUGGAUAAUCAUUCAAACAG
Oldenlandia corymbosa var. corymbosa is the source of this 5149-nucleotide messenger RNA. The record is from the annotation of a GenBank genome assembly. Lineage: Eukaryota; Viridiplantae; Streptophyta; Magnoliopsida; Gentianales; Rubiaceae.